UGAGUCCCCGAUAAAGAGAGCGCCUAACAUUUCCGUGGUAUUCCCAUUUGCUAGUGCGCUGCUGCGGCCACACGCCUGAUUGAUAUAUGCCUGCAAUGGCACUUUUCCAUUUGACACUCUCCCUCUCUCUCCCUCUCCCUCUCUCUCCCUCUCUCUCUCUCCCUCUCUCUCCCUGGGUCGCUUAAACAACAGUCCUAACUUUUGUGUGUUGCAAAUAUAAAAGGCAAGCCAUGUGACAGAGGGACAGAAGAACAAAAGCAUUUGGAAGUAACAGGACCUCUUUCUAGCUCUCAGAAAAGUCUGAGAAGAAAGGAGCCCUGCGUUUCCCCCAAGGUGAGGAAAUGGACUGAAAGAAUUUAAGUGAUCCGUGCAAGAUGCCACAGCUGAUUAAUGGUGGCAUCAUGAUUUAGUCCAGCUGUGUAGCAGGCACUGCGGUGAUGGUGAUCGGUUGCAAGUGAAAGAAGCAAGACAAACUCCUGCAUACAAAGGACAAUGACAACCAGAAAACGGCAGCCCCAUCCUGCCCUGGCCUUGAAAGGGAUUGGAUCCUAGGAGGUGGCAGCAUUUCAGAUCUAUUGUCCUCUGUCGCCCUCUGCUGUUCUUCUGGAGAAGUUUCCCCUUACAACAAUGAGAAAUCAUGUACUAGCUGCAUCCAUUUCUAUGCUCUCCCUGCUGGCCAUAAUGGGAGAUACAGACAGCAAAACAGACAGCUCGUUCCUGAUGGACUCUCAACGCUGCAUGAGGCACCAUUAUGUCGAUUCUAUCAGUCACCCAUUGUACAAAUGUAGCUCAAAGAUGGUGCUCCUGGCCAGAUGUGAGGGGCACUGCAGCCAGGCAUCACGCUCUGAACCCUUGGUGUCCUUCAGCACUGUCCUCAAGCAACCUUUCCGUUCCUCCUGUCACUGCUGCCGACCCCAGACUUCCAAGCUGAAGGCUCUGCGUCUGCGUUGCUCAGGGGGCAUGCGACUUACUGCCACUUACCGGUACAUCCUCUCCUGUCACUGUGAGGAAUGCAGCUCCUGAGGCUUGCUGAUGAUUGGCUUUCUGGCUGGCACAACCACAGGAGCAAUUCAACCUGCUAGAGAAGGACUGGCAAGAAAAGAGUUAAGGCAGAUAAAGAUGGAGCAAGUACCACAGGAUUGUGCAUACUCUAGUCCUAAAGACUCGAUGUGCUUUCAACAGAAAGUGACUCUGGGAGCUUGCUCUUCAUUCCCUUCUCCUUUCUGUGGAAGAAUUUCUUUUGGUUACUUUUCAGAUUCAGGCAUUUCCCCUUUUGGCUCUGAUUGUGGUUUGGGUUCCUGACAGCUCUGUAUUAGUGGGAAAAUGUGGGGCCCUGUGCAAGAGCACGUCAGGUGGUCCCUAUUUGGUGCAUAUUAGGGAAGAAUUUACCGAAGUCUCCUUCAGUUGUUGUUUCCCCUUGUUGUUUUGGUCUAAGAUUUGCCUCUAAAGGUUCCCAGUUUCAAGGUCUGGACACCAAGUCCAUGGAUAUGUUUAGAGAGGUUUACUCACAGCCAGCUAACUGCUACUAAAUAACUAACACACGGGUUCUUUCAUGUGACAGCGGGACUCCUGACCACUAUAGUUGUUAUUCAGAAAUGACUUAGGGGAUAUAAAGGUGGCAGAAGGAAUUUAUAAUCUGAAGACUUUUGCAGGUAAAUGAUGGUAAACUUUUGUGAGGAAGCAGGCUUUCACACAUAUACACUCAGAUGGAUCCUGUCUUGGCUCUGGAGAAGGCAUACAUUACAUGUGGCAUGGAGAACACAUCAUACUCUUGAUUGAGCAUUAGUCAAGCAUUAGUCUACUUGUGGGUGUGCAAUAGCUUCAGCCAUAUCUUGAAUGUCAUUCCCUAACAUCCACCUGUCUAUGUGAAGUUUGUUGCCAUAAUGGUGGCCCGGCUUAUCCUCUGAAAACUUUGUUUUCAAUAUACUUUUAGUCCUUGAAGCUCAAAUUUUGAAUCUCCCCAUGUUUUGAAAUAAAAAUAGAGUACCUUCAAA
Messenger RNA from Rattus norvegicus (Norway rat), 1994 nucleotides. The record is from RefSeq and is a predicted model, not a curated record. Lineage: Eukaryota; Metazoa; Chordata; Mammalia; Rodentia; Muridae.